Molecule: messenger RNA, 2236 nt
Organism: Thermothelomyces thermophilus ATCC 42464
Lineage: Eukaryota; Fungi; Ascomycota; Sordariomycetes; Sordariales; Chaetomiaceae
Exons: 2
Coding region: 353-2236 (627 amino acids)
Source: RefSeq, a predicted model, not a curated record
GUGGCUACCAGAACGGCUCGAUUUCUCCACAUGCGGGCCAGCAUUCGAGGUUCAGCUGCAGGCAGACACCUGCACUUGCUACUGCUUGCAUUUCCAUCACUGCGCCCCGUUUGAGCCUUCCCACAACAUCCUCCAGUGCGUUUGAGUGUUGCGAGUUGAUGCCGCGCCCCGGUGAUCUCGAUUGGAGAUCUAAACUCCGGCCGGAAUCUGAAAGCCAGCCGAGACCAGACCUGCGCUUGCAUCAGGCAAAGAAAGGUAGGUGAGCGGCACAGCCAAGACGUUUCUUGCUUUUAAGCCCCCCCCGGCAGACCUCACCGAGAGCUGCAAGCUAUUCCUCAACAAGCGCCGGGAAAUGGCAGACGCGGAAGAGCCACGGUUCACAACGCUCGCGGAGCGCAUUGCUGCUCUCAACCAGCAGAAGAACUUCCAGGCUCCGCCAUUGACUGCUGGCAAACGACCUCCGCCUCCGCCGCCGCCGGUCCGCUCGUUGACCGAAGAUGUGAGCAAGGCCGCAUCAGGCUCCCGGCCCGCUUCUGUCGGGGCCAGCCCGUCAAUUCCACCGCGGCCGGUCCGCACUGUCUCGGAGAAGCUGCCGCCGCCGCCGCUUCCACCGCGUACCACGGGGCAGGAGAAUGGCGACCAGACGCCCGAUCUCUCCCCCGGUCACCCCGGGGCCCCUCCGCUGCCAUCGCGCAACUCACAACUAGCAACGCCACAGGCGACCCCGCCAAAUCUGCCCGCUCGCCGACCUUCUGCCCAGACCCUUUCUGUUAGGAGAAACUCGAACGCUUCCGAUGUGUCGCAGUUGUCUACCGUGUCUAGCCUGUCGUUGAACCAGACCAGGUCUGCCCCCAACGGAGGGUCGGAGACGCAGACCCCAAGGAGACUCCCACCGCCGCUUGAGCAAGCCAAGCUCCCGCCGCUGCCCCCAACUCGGCGCGAGCUCGAGGCGAAGGCAAAGGAGGCGGCCGCGAGCGAGACGCCGACCCUCCCACCCCGCCGCAUAACCGAGCCGCCCAAGCCCUCUUUGCCUCCCCGGCUCCCAUCGAGGCCGGGCAAUUCGCCGGCAGUCGCGGCCCCGGAGGAGCCAUCACCAGUCCUGCCAGCCCGGCGCCUGCCGCCUUCCCGGCCGGCCGGCUUCCAGGCAAAAUCCGCGUUAGAAUGUGGUUUCAGCAGCAGCAGCAGCGGCGGCGGCGGCCGCGCGUCCAAGCCAUCCCCGCCUCUAGCACCGCCUCCCAUACCCCUAAGCUCCCGGCCCAGCAUCGCCGAGAUCGAUGCCGUAGCAAACCGCGUCGCUGCGGCGGCAGCCCCCCUGGCCCGGCCCCCGAGCCAGGACUGCCUUCCCUGCCGCGACUUCUCCGUGCCGGACGCGCUCGCAGCCCAACACCCGACUUCGUCCAUCCCACGCCACGCCGACCCGAUCGGCCACCUGGCCCACGUCCUCUGCGCGCCGCUCCCCUCGCCCACGGACAAGGCGCGGGCCAUCUUCACCUGGCUGCACCACAACGUCGUCUACGACGUGCACGGCUUCUUCAACAACUGCAUCCCGCGCGGGCAGACGCCCGCCGACACCAUAUACUCGGGCAAGGCCGUGUGCGAGGGGUACGCGCGCGUGUACGAGGCGAUCGCGACGCGCGCGGGCCUCGAGUGCGUCGUGGUGACGGGCCACGGCAAGGGGUUCGGGUUCCGCCCCCUCCGGGCCGGCCAGCCGCCGCCCCCGCGCGACCCGACGGGCCACGCGUGGAACGCGGUCCGCAUCGACGGCGGCCGGUGGAAGCUGGUCGACGCCUGCUGGGGCGCCGGCGCGGUCUGCAACGGCCAGUACCACCAGCGAUUCGCCCCCGAGUGCUUCACCAUGAGCAACGAGCGCUUCGGCGACCGCCACUUCCCCGCCGACGACAGGCACUGGUACCGCAGGGACGGCCGCCGUCCCACGUGGGAGGAGUACAUGAUGGGUCCCGCGGGCGACGAGCCGGCCGAGUGGAUGGGCGACGCCACCCGCGAGGGGCUGGACCAGGGCAACUUCGCACCCAUGCAGCGGCGCAUCAGCGCGAACGGCGCCGGGACGGUGCGGUUCCGGUUUGCCAAGGUGUGCGAGCACUGGCUGCCCGAGAAGAACGGGCCGGGCAAGCAGAUGCUACUAAUAUCAUCCUUCAACACCCCGACAUGGACCACGAACCCGGAAUUCGACCUCAGACCUUCCGACAGCAACCGAUCGGGCACCCGCCAGGUGUGA